Messenger RNA from Gilbertella persicaria, 707 nucleotides. RefSeq lists its product as uncharacterized. Gene Ontology annotation, molecular function: protein-folding chaperone binding. The coding region runs from base 252 to 701 and encodes 149 amino acids. The record is from RefSeq and is a predicted model, not a curated record. Lineage: Eukaryota; Fungi; Mucoromycota; Mucoromycetes; Mucorales; Choanephoraceae. The transcript has 2 exons.
AGCUAUCACAAGGUCUCAAAAAGAGAAAGAAGAACCACCAUUACACUAGCUUGGAAGGACAAAAAACUACAGCUCAACUUUAAAGAGUUCUCAAAAGGGUUUGAUGAGGCAACAGUUAGAGAUCUCAAAGAAAAAGUGAAGUUAUUGACAGACGUACCUAUUGCUUCUAUGAAGCUUCAAGUCUCUGGGGGUAAAUCUUUGAUCAAAUAAGAACAAUGUUUCUCAUCCAUAUAUGAAUAUGAAUAGCCAACAUGAAAGAUGAUACAGCUACCUUGUCAAGCCUUGGUGUUCAUAAGGGAUCAAUCGUUACUUUAAAUGGAGAGGUUGUUGAUGAAACGGUUGUCAAGCAAACUGCUUCUGGUAAUCCAGAAGAAUAUGCAUUAAUGCUUCGAAUUGCCAAUAUAGUUGAAUCAAUUGAAAACAACACACUAAAGAAAUUAGAAGAAUUUGAUGCUUCGAUAAAAAAGAAUCAACAGAAAAAGAAGUUGAGUGAAACGGAGAAAAAGAAACUACAGGAUCAAGGCAUCUAUUUGUCAGAAAAAAUUAUGCAAGGCUUGAUCAGUUUGGACAGUGUCGAAUGCCCUAUGAGUUUCGAUACUGCUAGACAACGUAGAAGAGAAGGUGUUCGUUUAGCACAGAAAUUAUUAGAGCGCGUUGACAACUCAAGAGCUAUUGUUAGAGAGAUUUGUAAAAACAAAUAAACCAAC